AUGUCUCACUCAUCCGCGAAUCAAUGUUGCGCGGGGAUUGCGAACGUUCUGGGGAACAAGGUUUAUUUCCCGGGCGAAUCUGGCUACAACACAACCGAGACGUCAUACUGGUCUCUACAGGAGGCAUCAGUAGCACCAGCAUGUGUCGUCCAACCAGAAACCACUGUCGAAGUGGUCAGCUUUAUCUCUAUUGUUACUAAAACCACGAACUGUAGUUUCGCCAUCAAAACGCAGGGCCAUGCGCCAGCAGCUGGAGCCGCCAACAUCGCAGACGGCGUGACAUUGGAUAUCUCAUGGUUGAACGGAAGAGAUCUCAAUGACGACCAUUCAGUCGCAAGCGUGGGCCCAGGAUCUGCGUGGCUCGAUGUGUAUACCGCGCUCCAGCCAUUCAACAGGACCGUUGCUGGAGGUCGUAAUGGAGCCGUGGGCGUUGGCGGGCUUACCCUGGGCGGUGGCAUUUCGUACUUCUCACCACAAGUCGGGUGGACCUGUGACACCGUCGUCAAUUUCGAAAUCGUGCUGUCGUCCGCAGAGAUCGUGAACGCCAACGCCACAUCGAACCCCGACCUGUUCCGCGCCUUGAAGGGCGGCGGGAACAACUUCGGCGUGGUCACAAGGAUCGACUUCGCCACAAUCGACACCGUCCCGUUGCGAGCAGGCCAUCUGAUCCAGAGCUCCGAGUACAUCAAGCCGGUACUGACAGCGUUUGCCAACAUUGCGUCGGCGGAGGACUACGAUGUCCAUGCGUCUAUCACCACGAGCUUCACCUUCAAUGUGACAACGAGCGGAUGGACGAUUGCGAGUAUCCCUGUCUACACGCUACCGGAGACGGAUCCUGCAGUCUACCAGGAGCUCUUCUCCAUCCCCAAUAUCACAGCACAAAGCACAGUACUUGCAGAAAACAUCAGCACGCUGGCAGCCGAAGGCCCCUAUCCUCAAAGUUACCAAAGGUUCCUCACAAGCACGUAUGCGGCGUCAGCGGUCCUGCUCAUAGAGAUAUUCGGCGUUGCCAACCAGACACUCCGGUCUGCUCGAUCGCCAUCCGACAUCAGCUACUCCCUCACCUUCGAGCCACUCCCCGCCGUCUUAACCCAGCAUGGCGCCGGGAAAAAUGUCCUUGGCACGUCGGAGGCCGAUGGGAAUGGUGUGGUACUGCUGAUAUCCACAUCAUGGUCGAAUUCGAACUCGUCUAGCUUUGCGCAGAGCAUGAGUCGGAAGCUACUGCAGGCUAUGGAUGACACUGCGGCCGCUCCUGGGGGUCUGCACCAGUUCAAGUACAUGAACUAUGCAGAUCCGAGUCAAGACCCACUCGAAAGUUAUGGGAGCAAGAACCUGGCGUUCUUGCGAGCAGUGAGUGCACGGUAUGACCCAAGCGGGAUAUUCCAGAAGAAGGUACCAGGAGGAUUCAAGCUCGGCUGA
Molecule: messenger RNA, 1419 nt
Organism: Anthostomella pinea
Lineage: Eukaryota; Fungi; Ascomycota; Sordariomycetes; Xylariales; Xylariaceae
Source: the annotation of a GenBank genome assembly